Molecule: messenger RNA, 6362 nt
Organism: Gambusia affinis (western mosquitofish)
Lineage: Eukaryota; Metazoa; Chordata; Actinopteri; Cyprinodontiformes; Poeciliidae
Product: beta-galactosidase-1-like protein 2
Exons: 19
Coding region: 388-2316 (642 amino acids)
Biological process (GO): carbohydrate metabolic process
Cellular component (GO): vacuole
Molecular function (GO): beta-galactosidase activity
Source: RefSeq, a predicted model, not a curated record
AGCUUCCAUAUCUCAUUCGUUUUAUCAACAUCAGUUUAAUUUUGUGACAGUCCCUAAACACAGCUACGCUUGAGGAACCGUAUGUGUUACGCUGGUUAUUUCUGACCAAGCGGAACCAAAACUUCUCUUUCUUAACCUCCUUUCAUUGUUGGUAAAAAAUAAAAAAAAUAGAAUUAUAAUAGAGCAACAAUGUCGCAUUUUGUAACAACUCGGUAUAAUUAGACCUAGCGUUGAGUGUUAGCUCAAAUUUAUGUCUACAGCUCUUUUAAAGAGUGUUAUGACGUUGUGUAAAGCGUGUCCAGUUUUGUGAAGAGGACUGGAGCGCUCAGAUACGCGCUCUGACACUCUGCAAGCACUCAGGAAACAGUUGUCCUACUUUUUUAGUCCAUGGAAAUCUCGUCGAUCCUAGGUUUUCGUCUGUCCUUAAAGCAACGAUAUUUUCUCCUGCUUUGCAUAGGUGCUUUGGCAAUAGUUGCUUAUCAAAUUACAAGAGACCAUUCACAAAGAGCAAGAAUGAAGCGUGUAGAAGGACUGAGGACCAACUCUUCACAGUUCAGCUUGGAGAAACAACCCUUCCGCAUCCUGGGAGGCUCUGUCCAUUACUUCCGUGUCCCCAGGACCUACUGGGAGGACCGACUGCUGAAGAUGAAAGCCUGCGGCAUCAACACUCUUACAACCUAUGUACCAUGGAACCUGCAUGAACCAGAGCGAGGGGUGUUUGACUUUCAGGAUGAUCUGGAUUUAGAAGCCUACCUUCGCAUUGCAGCCAGCUUGGGCCUCUGGGUGAUUUUGCGCCCUGGGCCAUACAUCUGUGCUGAAUGGGAUUUUGGUGGACUGCCUAGUUGGUUGCUAAGAGAUCAAAAUAUGAAAGUGAGAACGACCUACUCAGGAUUCACAGACGCAGUCAACUCCUUUUUUGAUGAACUCAUAAAGAAAGUUACUCUAUAUCAGUACUCCCAGGGUGGCCCAAUCAUAGCAGUUCAAGUUGAGAACGAAUAUGGCUCCUACGCUAAAGAUGACAAGUACAUGCCUUUCAUAAAGGAGGCAUUAUUGUCCAGAGGCAUCACAGAGCUGCUGCUGACCUCUGACAACAAGGACGGUCUGAAGCUCGGAGGAGUGAAAGGAGCACUGGAAACGAUCAAUUUCCAGAGACUGGACAUAAACGAGAUCAAGUAUCUGGAUGAAAUUCAACCUCAGAAACCUAAGAUGGUUAUGGAGUACUGGUCUGGCUGGUUUGAUCUCUGGGGAGGCCUUCAUCAUGUGUUCCCUGCUGAGGACAUGAUCUCGGUUGUCAGAGAAAUCCUGAAGCUGGACAUGUCAAUCAACCUGUACAUGUUUCAUGGAGGGACCAAUUUUGGCUUCAUGAGUGGUGCAUUUGCUGUUAGGCUGCCAGCACCUGAACCCAUGGUGACAAGCUAUGAUUACGAUGCUCCAUUAUCCGAGGCCGGGGAUUACACCACCAAGUAUCAUCUUCUGAGGAAUUUAUUCAGCAGCUACCACAACAAACCACUUCCUGAACUACCUGCCACUCAGGAAAGGAGAGCCUAUCGGUCUGUUGUCGUCCAGCAGCAUCUCUCUCUUUGGGACAGUUUCCAUUCAACUGAAAAGCCUUUCAAAUCUGAGAGGCCAAUAAACAUGGAGAACCUCCCUGUCAACAACAAUAAUGGCCAGUCCUAUGGCUACACGCUGUAUGAGACGGUCAUCACCAGCGGAGGAACUCUCAACUCAAAGAACAACAUCAGAGACAGAGCACUGGUCUUUGUGGACAAACAAUACGUUGGUGUUUUGGACUAUAAGGUGCAGGAACUUGUAAUACCUGAUGGGAAGGGAAGCAGAACUCUGGGCUUGCUGGUGGAGAACUGUGGAAGGGUGAAUUAUGGCACGACUCUGGAUGAGCAGCGCAAAGGUCUUGUUGGUGAUGUUGAGUUAAACUCAAAAGUCCUCAGAGGCUUCAUUAUUCAUAGUUUGGAUAUGAAACCAGGCUUUGUAAACAGCCUUCAGACUACAGGUUCCUGGGUGCCUAUGAAGCAGCAGCAGCCCUCAUUCCCGGCCUUUUUUCAGGGCAAACUUUACGUGAACAGCUUUCCUAAAGACACCUUCAUCAAACUUCCUGGAUGGACCAAAGGCGUUGUGUUUAUAAAUGGCAGGAAUUUGGGACGAUACUGGUCUAUUGGACCACAACAAACACUUUAUGUCCCAGGUCCCUGGCUUCACAGAGGAGACAACCAGGUCAUGGUGUUUGAAGAGCAGGAAGCAGAUGGUAGACUCCAGUUCACCAGCACCCCUGACUAUGGCAUGACUGUUGAUGUCCAGUGAGGAUAAGAGGAGAGCGUAUGCUAAGGAAGCAUGAGCAGAGCAGAGCAGACAUGACUUCUGUUGGUUAUGUUUACAUGGAUCUGGACUGCCUGCCCUGGUCAGCAGCACCGAGGUGUCAAGAAAACUUUUAAUUGAUUUUCCUAGUUUGUCUUACCGAUCAUAUUCAUGGCAUGUUAUAUUUAGUGGAUAGGUAUCAUUCGGUCUUUGUUGAAAAGAUAAAUCAAUAAAGUCUGGUUUGCUCUCUGUUUGUAACCAAGGCCAGGGAAGCUUUUGAGCUAUUUAUUUUUUCUCCAUCCCUUCUUGCCUCCUUCUAUGAUGAUGCUCUGAAAGCCUCUGCAGAAAAAUCAAGGUUACAAUAUUGCUUUGGGGAUGUUUUUUUUUUUUUUUUUUUAAACCUUACACCAUGAUGUUUGUUUCUUGAAAUAUUUUUGCUGCAGUUGUUUUUGGCUAAAAUACCCUUUAGAUAUCUGUCUGAUUCUGACUACCUUACAAUGCUUUUAAAAGGUAUUCACAUCUCUGAAGCAAGAACUUUUAUUGUAUUUUAUUGGGAUUUUAUUUGAUAACAGUAGCGCACAGUUGUAAAGUGGAAGAAAAUUAAUAAUACAUGAUUUUUUUUUUUUUGGCCCAAUGAAUUUAUGAAAAGUAUGGCAUGUUUUUGUAUUCAAUAGCUCUGCGUAAAUACUUUGUAGAACCUUUUAACAGCGGCAGCGUUUUCAGGUGAUGGAUUGGACUGUGCUCUGUGUGAUGUCCAAAUCUAGAAUCAAAGGGAUCCUAACACUUAGACUCAACAGUUUUACUGGAAAACCUCAUAUUCUUUUCCUUUCACUUCACAAAAUACAACUUUGUGUCAGUCCAACACAUAAAAUCCCAGUAAAAUAUGUCAAAGUUUGUGGUUGCAGUGUCAGAAAAAAUGCAAACAAAUUCUGAGGUAAUGAAUAUAUUUGGAAUCCACUGUAUUUCCUGUAGCACCUUUUAUAUUAUUAUUAAUUAAACAAAUGCAAAAAGUACUUCAGUUAAUAAGUAAUGAAGUGAUAAAUACUAGAUGACAAUUUAUAUUCGCUAUCUCUGUUGUAAAAAAAAAAAAAAAAACUACAGUUCAUACAGUUCAACAUGCUUUUUUUGGUCAAUAACCUAUUUUAAUAUCUGCAGCCCUAAAGGAUUGACUCCUUGGGACUGAACUACAUACAGUUUGGUUAAAAAAACACCACCUCUUCUGAAAACAACACUCUGGGCUACAUGAGGUUUUUUUUCAGUUAUUUAUUUUUCUUGAUUCAACUAACAUUUUUCUGAGAGAGCUGCUGUGGCAAAUAAACAACCUUAAGAGUCACAUGCAUAAAAAGUGAAUGAGAACAGGUGACGUGGAGAUAAUAAAAAAGACUAUGUGUAAAGUGUAUUGUGCCUUAGAGGAUGUUGGUGUUUGCUGUGGGACGGCUGGUUAAGUAAACUAUUGCUUUAUGCAGUGAUUGUUAAAAAAUUAAAAAAUAAAAAUCAGAUGUGAAGAGAUUUUGUAACAUGUUCAAGGCAAAGCCCUUUCAAUUGUUCUGCUGCUCUAUGACACAACACACAAAAUUACAUCACAUAACCGUAUUCAACCAGUCCGACCACAUGCUGAUCUGUACACUGCAGUAUCAUUAGUCAGUCUGCACCUCGACAAAAGCAAUAUCCAGAAAGCAAGAACAGUAAUUUACUUUCCCCCUGAAUCUUGGUCAGGGGGGAACAAGCAACACCUGUUGUCUCUAUACACCCCGGCAUUUUUCCACUUCAGACCACAAGUAUUGUUUUGUUUUGGUGCCAAACACUUCAGGUAGAUUCUUUCAUAAGAAACGCGUUCAGGUGGAACAUGAUUAUCAGCGUCGUGUCACCAUCCUGUUAACGAUCUACAUAAUCCACGUAUGCUGUGUGAGAGCGUGCUUUUCUAGAGAUUAAAAAAAAAAAAUCAGCAGCUGCUGUAAUUAAAUUGCACAUCCAAAGUUGAAAUAAAUAUAUAAAUAAAUAUAUUAAAUUUUGACACGGAAUAAAUAACUGGAGGGUAGCUGGUGAUGUUCAUGGCUAAUCCCUGCGCAGGGGUAAUAUCAUGCGGUCAAUGAAAGCAGCCCAGCGAGAUUAGAGAGAUGCAGCCAUUUUUCUGCACGUGUGUCGAAUCAAUGCCAAGUAAAAUGUGUAAUAACUUGGAUUCUCUUGCUGAGCUUUAGAAUAACUUCUGGUUACAUUUUUCUUCUUUUUGCAUUGUGCAGCAGUUAACAUUACAUUCUGUCUCAUAGGUUAGGGAGCUGCACAGAAGGACUCAGGCAAAGCACUGAGGCUUAGUGUUUAAAUUAUCUCCAGUUUCUACAGUGGGACAGCAAUAGAUAAGGACCACCACCGGGUAUUGCAGAUAGAUAAUCUGUCAAGCAGAGGAGAGAUUCCAUUAUACUGUGAGGUGUGGAAUAACUUUGUAAAAAUGAUCAGCUGUACUGCAUGAUUACUACUGAUGUCUAUCGUUAGGGCUGCAGAUACUCUCCUCGGUGGUCCAGUUAAUGUUUGACAUGAGGCUACGUAAUAAUGCAUCAGAAACUACCAGCUGUACUAAAGAUACUGGGUCCACAUUAGUACAACCAGGCGAAAAAAAAAAAAAAAAAAAGAUUAUUUUUCUUGUGCUUUUCAUUUGCCUACAUUGACUUCAGAGCUGAAUGUUUAUUUUUAUUUUUAUUUUUUUUUAUACAUAUAUCACAUUUUCAGGGCCAUGCAUUAACGUUUAUGCUUUUUAACUUGAUUUUUUAUCUUUUUUAUUUUUAUUUUUAAUAUUCAUAGACAAUGGCAUUUAGCCAAACUCUGACGCAGAUUUGAUGUGCCCAGACAAAAUAAAAUUAACAGAGUUAGGAUUUAGAUAUAUGGAGAGCCAAAAGUACCACAAAGUAAUACAUAAAGACAUCUAACAGAAUUUACCUAAAUGGGUCAUGAUUACAUUUGUUCAUGUACUGCAGUGUAUUGGAAAGUAGUCUGAAUUGUAGUUCUGAUUACCAAUAAGACUUCAGUGGUGAAUGCAUUCUAAUUUAGCAAAAGACCAUAUUUGAUUAUUAGCAAUAUUUAUUUGUUUUGUAAUGUUUACUUGCUUGUCUGUUGUUCAUAAAGACACUUUGAAUACCGGUCAUUCACUCUCAGUCACAUCUUCAAAUGUUACCAGAAUCCAGAAUUUGGGCAGUAAAAAUGAGAAGAGCUGCAGUAUUUCAGAACCACUGACACAUUUUUAAAUAGCUGCAUCAGAUCAGCACCAUUAGUGAAUAGAUUCUUUAUAACAUGACCUUACAUAGAAUAGGUUUCCUUUUAAAAAAAAACCUAAGGAGUACAAAUUUUUUAUUUUAAUUAACCAAAAUUUCUAUUCCAGCCACAGAAGCAUACCAAGGCAAAUCCUAACAACCCCAAAAUUAUGAGUGGCUCCUUUUUAGACACUGCAUAAAAAACCUUCUGGAGGUCUAAACAUCCAGCCUAUUCCUGGUGGUGCUGCUGUAGCAUUAAUCUAGGUAAGAUAGUAGAAACGCAAUCAGUGAAUUAAAUGAUAAAGUUUCUGCUAUGAAAGACUGUUUAAUUUGUUAAAGGUGACGUUCCCACAUGUUUUUAAUCUCUAUUUGCCCUGCGAGAGAUAUUUUGUUUAUCAGAAUAAUGGUCUGAAAGUUGUGCACAUAAAUCAGGAAAAUCAUCAUUUGUUACAGCAAUGAGAUAAGAUAUCUAACCAGAGAGUCCAUGCGUGUGAAAGAAUUUUCUUCAGACCAAAUCAGUCAUAUCUUCAGAAUAUCUGCGUCAGCUCCGCCUGCGGACUGACGGGCAUGCAGAAAGAAGAGGAAAACUAAAUUCAUUUUGCACUGCAGCACAAAAUUAUUAGUUAAUUAAUGACAUGUUUUCUCAAUUAUAUCUUUGGUAAGGUAUAUUUUUUCUCUAAUAAAUUAAUUUCAAUGUGACACUUUUGGGCCUCUAAGAGUUGACAUUUAUGAAUCUGAGCUUGAAUGAAAGAUUCUUCAUUUUGAAGGUGCCACAGACUAAAUGUUCUAUUAAUGAAGUCUCACACGUUC